This is a messenger RNA of Pyricularia pennisetigena, 1926 nucleotides long. RefSeq lists its product as uncharacterized. Bases 1 to 1926 code for a protein of 641 amino acids. The record is from RefSeq and is a predicted model, not a curated record. Gene Ontology annotation, molecular function: zinc ion binding; L-iditol 2-dehydrogenase (NAD+) activity. Gene Ontology annotation, biological process: D-sorbitol catabolic process. The transcript has 4 exons. NCBI's taxonomy places the organism in Eukaryota, Fungi, Ascomycota, Sordariomycetes, Magnaporthales, Pyriculariaceae.
AUGCCUAAUCCUUUCCUCGAGAAACUUUUCUCCCUCGACGGUCGCCUCGCCGUCGUGACGGGUGGAACAAGGGGUAUCGGCCAGGCCAUGGCCGUUGCGCUUGCAGAGGCUGGCGCCGACAUUAUUUUAAUUCAGCGUGAUGAAAGCAACCUCGAGACAAAAUCCCAAAUCGAAGCCCUCGGCCGCAAAGCAACCGUCUACACCUGCGACCUCUCAUGCCAAGAAUCCGUCGAGCAGCUGGCACCAAAGAUCCUCGCCGAUGGCCACGACGUAUCCAUCCUCGUGACGUGCGCAGGCAUCCAAAGGCGCCACCCAGCACACGUGUUCCCCAUGAGCGACUGGGACGAGGUUCUCCAAGUGAACCUGAAAACCGUGUGGACGCUGGACCGGGAUUUCGGCGGCUACAUGCUCACGCGGCCCGCCGACCCGACGACGGGCCACCGCGGGAGCGUCAUCAACGUCGCGUCGCUCGUCUCCUUCCAGGGCGGCAUCACGGUGCCGGCGUACGCGGCGGCCAAGGGCGGCAUCGCGCAGCUGACCAAGGCCCUGAGCAACGAGUGGGCGAGCAAGGGCGUCAACGUGAACGCCAUUGCGCCGGGCUACGUCGCCACCGACAUGAACGAGGCUCUGCUCAAGGACGAGGCGAGGGCGGCGAGCAUUCUGGCUAGGAUCCCGGCUGGACGGUGGGGCAAUGCGGAUGACUUCAAGGGCGCGACGGUGUUUUUGGCGGGGAGGGGCAGCUUGUACGUUUCGGGCGAGCUUUUGACUGUCGAUGGCGGAUGGAUGGGGAGAAUAAUGACAACAAUAAAAGCAUCAGUCCUUCACGGACCGAAGGACCUGCGCAUUGAGGAGCGCACGAUCCCGCCGCCGGGCGCAGGCGAGGUGCAGGUCUCGAUCCGCGCGACGGGCAUCUGCGGCUCCGACAUGCACUACUACGUGCACGGGGCCAACGGCGACUUCAAAGUGCGCGAGCCGCUGUCCCUGGGCCACGAGUCGGCCGGCGUGGUCGAGGCGGUCGGACCCGACGUCACGGACCUGCAGGUGGGCGACCGCGUGGCCGUCGAGGUGGGCAUCGCGUGCGACGAGUGCGACCUGUGCAGGACCGGGCGCUACAACCUCUGCAAGGGCAUGAAGUUCCGGUCCAGCGCCAAGAUCUUCCCCCACUUCCAGGGCACGCUGCAGGACCGCAUCAACCACCCGGCGCGCCUGACCUACAAGCUCCCGGACUCGGCGUCGCUGGCCGAGGGCGCGCUGCUGGAGCCGCUGGGCGUCGCCAUCCACGGCGUCCGGCGCGCCGGCGAGCAGAGGGGCCGGACGGCGCUCGUCAUCGGCGCCGGCGCCGUCGGGCUGCUGACGGCCGCCGUGCUGCGCGUCGAGGGCGUCAGGUCCAUCGCCAUCGCGGACAUUGUGCCCGAGCGCGUGCAGUUCGCCGUCGCCAACGGCUUCGCCGACAAGGCCGUCGUGGUGCCGGCCAAGCGCCUGCCGCCGACGGCCACGGCGGACGAGAAGCUGGCCCUGGCGCGCGAGACGGCCGCGCUGCUGAGCGCCGAGGGCAACGGCGGGGACGAGUACGGCACGACGUUUGAGUGCACGGGCGUCGAGUCGUGCGUGCAGGCUGCCAUCUACGCCACGGGGCCCGGCGGCCGCGUCAUGAUGAUCGGCAUGGGCACGCCCGUCCAGACCGUGCCGCUGGGCGCCGCCGCCCUGCGCGAGGUGGACCUGCUGGGCGUGUUUCGCUACGCCAACACCUACCCGCGCGGCAUCGAGCUGCUGGCCGGCAAGGCAAGCAACGGCAUGCCCGACAUCGGCCUGCUGGCGACGCAGAACGUCAAGGGGUUGGACAGGGCCGAGGAUGCCUUUGCCAUUGCGGCCAAGCCGGUGGAUGCGGAUGGGAAUCUGGUGCUGAAGGUCAUUAUCGAGACUUGA